UCCGCCGCUCGUGCCGACGAUGGGAGACGUUCUGUGCGAAGAGCUCGAGGAUUUAGUUCACUUCUCAGUGCACGACCUGCCGGCACGAGGCUAUGUCGUCAUGGAGGAGAUCCGACGUCAGGGUAAACUCUGUGAUGUCACGCUCAAGGUCGGGGAUCAUAAGUUCAGUGCUCACCGGAUCGUGUUGGCGGCCUCCAUCCCAUACUUCCACGCCAUGUUCACCAACGACAUGGUCGAGUGUAAACAGGACGAGAUCCUGAUGCAGGGCAUGGACCCCAGCGCCCUGGAGGCUCUGAUCAACUUUGCGUACAGCGGCCAUGUUGCCAUCGACCAGCAGAACGUUCAGGCUCUUCUGAUUGGCUCCAGCUUCCUGCAGCUGCAGAAUGUGAAAGAUGCCUGCUGCUCCUUCCUGCAGGAGAGGUUACAUCCAAAGAACUGUCUUGGCGUGCGUCAGUUUGCAGAGACCAUGAUGUGCACGACUCUGUACGACUCAGCCAACACCUUCCUCCAUCAGCACUUUGUGGAAGUUUCUGUGUCCGACGAGUUUCUGGGUCUGAGGACGGAGGAGGUGCUGGAGCUGGUGGGCUGUGACGAGCUCAACAUCAAAGCAGAGGAACAGGUGUUUGAGGCGGUGCUGGCCUGGGUUCAUCAUGACCGGGACCUGAGGGAGUCUCUCCUGCCGGAGCUGCUGUCAAAGAUCAGACUUCCUCUCUGUCGACCUCAGUUCCUGUCAGACCGAGUCCAGCAGGACGAACUUGUACGCUGCUGCCAUAAAUGCAGAGAUCUAGUGGAUGAAGCCAAAGAUUUCCACCUGAUGCCAGAGCGUCGCCCUCACCUGCCCGCCUUUAAGACCAGACAGAGGUGCUGCACGUCCAUCACAGGACUUAUCUACGCUGUGGGAGGACUUAACAGCUCAGGUGACUCGUUAAACGUGGUGGAAGUGUUUGAUCCAAUCGGGAACUUCUGGGAGCGAUGUCAGCCAAUGAGGACGGCUCGCAGCAGAGUGGGUGUGGCUGUCGUUAAUGGGUUGCUGUACGCCAUCGGUGGAUACGACGGCCAAUCACGACUCAGCACAGUGGAGGUUUACAAUCCCGAGACAGACAGCUGGACACGCGUGUCGAGCAUGAACAGCCAGCGCAGUGCCAUGGGAACGGUUGUGAUUGAUGGACACAUCUACGUCUGCGGCGGCUACGACGGAAAAUCAUCUCUAAACUCUGUAGAGUGUUACUCUCCAGAGACCGACAGGUGGACGCUGAUGACAGAGAUGAGUGAGAGUCGCAGUGCUGCAGGUGUGACGGUGUUUGACGGACGUAUCUUUGUCUCUGGCGGCCAUGAUGGUUUACAGAUCUUCAACACGAUGGAGUACUACAACCACCACACUAACCGUUGGCACCAGGCGGAGCCGAUGAUGAACAAGCGUUGCCGACAUGGGGCGGCGGCUCUGGGCAGUCACAUGUACGUGGCAGGAGGUUACGAUGGCUCGGGUUUCCUGAGUGGGGCGGAGGUGUUCAGUGCAGCAUCGGGGCAGUGGAGCCUCCUGGUGGCCAUGAACACACGGCGCAGCAGAGUGUCACUGGUCUCUACGUCUGGACGUCUGUACGCGGUGGGCGGAUAUGACGGACAGUCCAACCUCAGCUCCGUGGAGAUGUACAACCCCGACACCAACCGCUGGACCUUCAUGGCGCCCAUGGUCUGCCAUGAGGGGGGGGUCGGGGUCGGCUGCAUCCCCCUGCAGCCCGCCUAAACCCUCCAAUCAGAGGCAGAGGAUUGACACGUUACUGACAACUGCAAGCGGCGAGCCGGCGCCCUCCGCUGGCGCUCACUGAGCUUUAUCGGUACGACGGCCAGGCUCAGACCUGCACACUGAUGCUGGGCCUGUGGGAUUAUGGGAAAAAAGUAGAGCUAGCCUGCGGCUGCUAGCGUUGUGCAAUUAGCGAGCGUGUUGACUGAUUAAUGUUGAAUAUUGAUUUUAUACUGAAAGGACCAAAACAGGAAGUCAUUUCCUCUCAGAACAAAGCUGCUGACUUGAAACAAGACAAGUGCUUAUUGAUCAGAGACCCUCUCCCCCGCUCCUCCUGUCAGCUUUUAUUUUGAAGGGUACGUCUGAGUGUUUCCUUCUGCUGCGUUUCAUCAGUUCAGUGUGAGCAGUGUUCAUCAGGCCUUCACACAGCGGGGACGCUCGUUCACACUGACGCUCGUUCACACUGACGCUCGUUCACACUGAUGCUCACACAUCACCGUUUCACAAGUUAAUGUCCUCUGAGGUGUCUGUAGUCAGGAGUUAAUGUCCUCCGAGGUGUCUGUAGUCAGGAGUUAAUGUCCUCGGAGGUGUCUGUAGUCAGGAGUUAAUGUCCUCCGAGGUGUCUGUAGUCAGGAGUUAAUGUCCUCCGAGGUGUCUGUAGUCAGGAGUUAAUGUCCUCCGAGGUGUCUGUAGUCAGGAGUUAAUGUCCUCGGAGGUGUCUGUAGUCAGGAGUUAAUGUCCUCGGAGGUGUCUGUAGUCAGGAGUUAAUGUCCUCGGAGGUGUCUGUAGUCAGGAGUUAAUGUCCUCGGAGGUGUCUGUAGUCAGGAGUUAAUGUCCUCGGAGGUGUCUGUAGUCAGGAGUUAAUGUCCUCGGAGGUGUCUGUAGUCAGGAGUUAAUGUCCUCGGAGGUGUCUGUAGUCAGGAGUUAAUGUCCUCGGAGGUGUCUGUAGUCAGGAGUUAAUGUCCUCGGAGGUGUCUGUAGUCAGGAGUUAAUGUCCUCGGAGGUGUCUGUAGUCAGGAGUUAAUGUCCUCGGAGGUGUCUGUAGUCAGGAGUUAAUGUCCUCGGAGGUGUCUGUAGUCAGGAGUUAAUGUCCUCGGAGGUGUCUGUAGUCAGGAGUUAAUGUCCUCGGAGGUGUCUGUAGUCAGGAGUUAAUGUCCUCGGAGGUGUCUGUAGUCAGGAGUUAAUGUCCUCGGAGGUGUCUGUAGUCAGGAGUUAAUGUCCUCGGAGGUGUCUGUAGUCAGGAGUUAAUGUCCUCGGAGGUGUCUGUAGUCAGGAGUUAAUGUCCUCGGAGGUGUCUGUAGUCAGGAGUUAAUGUCCUCGGAGGUGUCUGUAGUCAGGAGUUAAUGUCCUCGGAGGUGUCUGUAGUCAGGAGUUAAUGUCCUCGGAGGUGUCUGUAGUCAGGAGUUAAUGUCCUCGGAGGUGUCUGUAGUCAGGAGUUAAUGUCCUCGGAGGUGUCUGUAGUCAGGAGUUAAUGUCCUCGGAGGUGUCUGUAGUCAGGAGUUAAUGUCCUCGGAGGUGUCUGUAGUCAGGAGUUAAUGUCCUCGGAGGUGUCUGUAGUCAGGAGUUAAUGUCCUCGGAGGUGUCUGUAGUCAGGAGUUAAUGUCCUCGGAGGUGUCUGUAGUCAGGAGUUAAUGUCCUCGGAGGUGUCUGUAGUCAGGAGUUAAUGUCCUCGGAGGUGUCUGUAGUCAGGAGUUAAUGUCCUCGGAGGUGUCUGUAGUCAGGAGUUAAUGUCCUCGGAGGUGUCUGUAGUCAGGGGUUAAUGUCCUCGGAGGUGUCUGUAGUUAGGGGUUAAUGUCCUCGGAGGUGUCUGUGAUCAGGAGUUAAUGUCCUCGGAGGUGUCUGUAGUCAGGAGUUAAUGUCCUCGGAGGUGUCUGUAGUCAGGGGUUAAUGUCCUCGGAGGUGUCUGUAGUUAGGGGUUAAUGUCCUCCGAGGUGUCUGUAGUUAGGGGUUAAUGUCCCCGGAGGUGUCUGUAGUUAGGGGUUAAUGUCCUCGGAGGUGUCUGUAGUCAGGAGUUAAUGUCCUCCGAAGUGUCUGUGAUCAGGAGUUAAUGUCCUCGGAGGUGUCUGUAGUCAGGAGUUAAUGUCCUCGGAGGUGUCUGUAGUCAGGAGUUAAUGUCCUCGGAGGUGUCUGUAGUCAGGGGUUAAUGUCCUCGGAGGUGUCUGUAGUCAGGGGUUAAUGUCCGACGUGGAGGCGGAAACUGUCCAACAGAGGAAGGGUGUUUAAACACAACAGAGCUUAUGCUAAAAUGUUAGCGGACAGCUGCUGACACAUGAUCAUCCCGUUAACACUGUCAGUUAUCACUUGUGGGGUUCCUCAGGGCUCAGGUCUGGAUCCUCUAUCGUUUCCAUUUACACUAUUAUAUAAGACAUGCUCACAGAGUCCGUUCAGUUCUGAUGAUGGACACCUCAGAGUUGUCCGUCUUAAACCACGCCCACUUUCCAAAGAAAUAAAAGUUAUAUUCAGUUAUAUUUUCAUGCUUUUUGUAAUUAAGCCAUAAUUCGGUUUCCCCACUAACACCUGAGGGUCUGACUAAUACCUGGAACAGUCAUUACACCCUGUGAGGUUCUUAUGCAAUGGAAACAUUGUUCAACGGUCCAGUGAAUAGGACAAACCUCAGAUACAACGUGUAACGGAAGUUAUCUGUAGAUCGUCAGCUCGUAGAACCAUUUGGCCCAGCUGUUAGCCACAGAGCUAAAGUCAUGUUAGCAAGAGUCAAAGUUCAUAACAAACAGGAAGUAUCAUUUGGCGGGAUGUUUAACAACAGGAUGAGUGAGCUAUCAGACACGUGACUGUCCCCAAAUCAACCAACAAACACUGCGCUGUAACAUUGGCAUUGUCUGCCUGGAGCAGCGAGCUGAAGAGUUUAGAAACAAAACAUUCGCAGGCGAGUAUUUUGCCUUUCGGCGUUGUUUAUUGGCCACGCCCCCGGCUGUGUAAAGGCCUUUAUUAUGACAAUGGAGGAAGUGAUAAAUGUGGUUGGUGCUCUGAUAGAUGUUAAGAUGCUAACAGUGAUGACAGGAGACAAAGGGCGCCAGGUGUGAUGUCAGAUUGAUGACGUGUCGUCUCAGUGAGCUGACUGACGAUCAGAUCAACGAUCACACUGUCACUGGAUUCUUGUUUCGUUAUGGACGUACAUCAGAGAGAAGGAGUUCUGCGGCGCCCCGCCGUGGAGGCUUAUGUCUUUGUCCUGCUGAAUGUCCACGUCUCUGACAGACCAUAAUAAGAUGAGACGCAGCUGAUGGAAACUGUGCUGAUCCGUGUGGCAGUAUUAAAACUCUGUCCUGAU
This is a messenger RNA of Epinephelus lanceolatus (giant grouper), 5027 nucleotides long. RefSeq names its product kelch-like family member 18 (gene klhl18). Lineage: Eukaryota; Metazoa; Chordata; Actinopteri; Perciformes; Serranidae. Gene Ontology annotation, molecular function: protein binding. The record is from RefSeq and is a predicted model, not a curated record.